Molecule: messenger RNA, 867 nt
Organism: Opisthorchis viverrini
Lineage: Eukaryota; Metazoa; Platyhelminthes; Trematoda; Opisthorchiida; Opisthorchiidae
Exons: 4
Coding region: 348-725 (125 amino acids)
Source: RefSeq, a predicted model, not a curated record
CGCCGGGUUUUUGAAUUUUCAUCUUUAGCUGAGAUGGAGAGCUGUCAUGUGAUAUUUCGAAAGUUACGGAGAAAAUGAAGGCUAGCUUCGGACCACCCGUGUGCCCAGUGUGUAAGCAAUAUGUGUACUUUGCUGAGGAGCUGAGAUCAAUGGGCAAGUCGUUCCACCGAGCCUGUUUCAAAUGUUGUGAGUUUUUACAUUUACCUUGAACUAAAAAAGAUUGCUGUCGUAAAACUCUUGACAGCUUUUCGGCGAAUGAUCAUAACGGCGAACUGUUCUGUCGUGCAUGCUACGCAAAAAAAUUUGGUCCACAGGGCUAUCGUUUCACUCCGUAUUCGUCCAUUCAAAUGGGAGGUGCUGAAAGACGCUCUCAGUCACAGCCCCGACUACAAGAUUGUUUCGCCCAAACCACACAGACAUGUCAGUCUCCCUAUCCCGAAAAUGGAUACUAUCACGCCCCUUCCAGUCCACCUAGUCGAGAGCAAACAACCACUUACGAGGACGCACUGAAUCAUGGGAUACGUCAACCCAGGCAACGUUGGAUUAACACAAAUUUGGGUGCUGUGCGAUGUGCCAACUGUCCAGACGUGGUUUUUGCAAACGAACGAGUGGAUGCUUGCGGUAAAGCCUUUCAUAGACUUUGUUUCAAGUGCACCAGCUGUCGGCGCUUGCUGGACCGGGGGACGGCAUGCGACCACAAAAAGGAAAUAUUUUGUCAAAGCUGAUUUUAAGGCUCUCAAUGAUGCGCAAGAAAGUAAUUCUUAAAUGUAACGCACUACUCAGAAGGUCGCUGGAAACAUCACAAACUGGAGAUUCGGCUGGGUUCCAGAUUGUUACACAAAGCAUUUUGGAUCCACGGGCCUGAAA